Mobula hypostoma (lesser devil ray) is the source of this 2934-nucleotide messenger RNA. RefSeq lists its product as uncharacterized. The transcript is spliced from 33 exons. The record is from RefSeq and is a predicted model, not a curated record. The coding region runs from base 136 to 1827 and encodes 563 amino acids. NCBI's taxonomy places the organism in Eukaryota, Metazoa, Chordata, Chondrichthyes, Myliobatiformes, Myliobatidae.
GUAAUUUAAGUUACAAGUCUCACAGGUUCUGGACUUCAACACAGCUUCAAUCAAAAUACUGGCAAAUAAGCUGUAUUCUAAAGGAUAUGCUGUGUACCUCCCGGCUACCGCUGGACCCCUGCGUUCUUCGUGGCAAUGUAUCGAUCCGCGGCCUGGAAGGUGGGGUCCACUGCACUACCCAAACUCCGACGACUCAGUCUAACACACCAUCAUCAGUGUGCUCGGCGCUGUCCCGAUUCCCGUUGGACUGAAACUGAGAAUAUAACAGCCCGUGUUCCAUCUACAUCUGCACUGGAAAUACUUAUCAAAGAGCAUCUUACUGUACCUUCAGCUUCCAGUUUGACAUCAAAUCUGAAUUCCAUACCAACUUCACUUUCAGUUCCUAAUACUACUGCUAAGUCUGUGAUCAUAUUCGAUAGGAAGUACAGAUCGGACAAAGCAUUUCAGAGAAUGAAUAAAGCUCUUGGUUAUUGUGACUGCUCAUAUGUGGUAACAGAGGGAAAUGAGAGAGCUGUUGUAGCAGUACUUGGUCUGCUCUCUCUGCUGUGUAUCCUGACAACGAUUGCAGGAAUUGUGCUAAUCCUGUACCCACGUCUGCUCCAUGAUAACCUUCAAAAGUUAUUUUCCAGUCAAGUGCCCAUUGAUGAAACAAUGUAUCCGGACGAAGAUGCAACAACUGACUACAGUCAUAUUCGCAGGUCUUCAAGCCUUGACACCCCUGAUGAAUACGUGUAUGAAGAGAAAGGUAAUGGAGCAAGCCGCAUGGCAACUUACAGAUCUCCUUUUCAAGUCAGGAGUAACAUGGGGCCAAUUGAUACAUCCAGCAGGAUAUAUGCUCCCAGGUCUUUCAGUCCUAGAUUUCCCGAAGGAAAUACAUUCAAAGAAAAGAGCGUCGUAACAAGUGGUACAGCAGCUCAUAGAGAGUGGGAAGAGCAGCCUUCGGUUAUGUCUUCCAUUCUUCUGUGGCGUGAUGAAGUGAACAAUGCACAGAGAGACAACAACGCUUCCAACAUGAAUAUUUAUUCUUCAGUGAUUCCAAGAGAGUCUUCACCUUCGUUCCAUAGGACUCUGAGACAGCCUCCAACUUUAUUCGAUGAUAAGAUCCUGAGAGGUUCUUCACCUUCAUUCCAUGAUAAGAUUCUGACAGAUUCUUCACCUUCAUUCCAUGAUAAUAAUCUGAGAAAUUCUUCACCUUUAUUCCAUGAUAAGGUUCUGACAGAAUCUUCACCUUCAUUCCAUAGGAUUCAAAGGGAGCCUUCAGCUUCAUUCGAUGAGAAGACUCUGAGACAGCCUCCACCUUCAUUCGAUAAUAAGAUCCUGAGAGAUUCUUCACCUUCAUUCCCUGAUAAGAUUCUGAGAGAUUCUUCACCUUCAUUCCAUGAUAAGAUUCUGAGAGAAUCUUCACCUUCAUUCCAUAGGAUUUUGAGAGAGUCUCCACCUUCUUUCAAUGAUAAGAUUCUGAGAGAUUCUUCACCUUCAUUCCAUGAUAAGUUUCUGACAGAUUCUUCACCUUCAUUUCAUGAUAAUAAUCUGAGAAAUUCUUCACCUUCAUUCCAUGAUAAGAUUCUGAGAGAGUCUUCACCUUCAUUCCAUAGGAUUUUGAGAGAGCCUCCACCUUCAUUCGAUGAUAAGAUCCUGAGAGGUUCUUCACCUUCAUUCCAUGAUAACAGGAUUCUGACAGAUUCUUCACCUUCAUUUCAUGAUAAGAUUCUGAGAGAUUCUUCACCUUCAUUCCAUGAUGAGUUACCUGAUCAGGUGCCAGCACCAUACACACAAAGAAACACUCCAAUUUCUUGGCAUCUCUCUACGGGGCAAAAGAUGAUGUAGUUGUCUUACCAGAAGUCCCCAUAUCCUGAGAAUGUUUUAAAAAUUAAAAAACAAUGUUAGAAAUGUGAAAAUAAAGGUUUUUGUGUCAAGACCCUGUUCAAUAACAAGUGAAAGCAUUAUUUUAUCUGCAUGGGAUAAUGAAAACCAAAUAUUGUUGGCGCAAUGCUUCUGAAUGAGAUUAGAAACUGAACCUACAAGUAGUUAAAUAGUUUUUCAAAAUUGAAAAAGAAACUGUAUUUGAUUCUAUUACCAGGAUUCUACGAGAUUCUUCACCUUCAUUCCAUGAUAAGUAAGUAUCUUCUAAUUUUAAGAAAUAAUUUGCGGAAUGAAAACUAUCCUGAACAUUUUUUACUUUUUUUGCCACUUUUCUAACUUUUCCCAGUCACCCGGUUGGGUGUUGGCAUUGCAGACAUACCUGUUUAAUGUACCAAGAAAAACUCCAAUGUCUUGUCAUCUGUCCUGAGGCAACAGGUGACAAUUGCCAAUCUUACCAGUAUUUCCCAUAUUGUGAGAAUAAUUUAAAAAAAAAAUAAAAUUAAGAAUCAACUCAAAAAUACAGACUUUUAAAUUUCAGGACCACCUUCAACAACAGAUGAAAGUAUAUCAUCUGUGUGUGGUAUGGAUUUUCAACAAUUACUGGCAAUGCUUCUGAUUGAGACUGGGCACUAUCUACAAAUGGUUAAAUAUAGUUAUUGAAAAUCUGAAAAGGAAUGUAAAUAAUAUGUGGUUCUUCACUGGAUUCUGAGAGACUCUUCCCUUUCAUUCCAUGAUAAGUAACUUCUGCAGGUCACCUGAUAGGUGCCAGCACCACACACAGCACCCCUGUUUAAUGUACCAAGAAGAACUCCAAUAUCUUGGCAUCUGCCUUAAGGGCAAGUGCUGAUAGCUGCUGAACUUAAUUCCAAUAUUCUGAUAAUGCUUUUAAUAAACAGAAAAAUGCAAUUGUAAAACCAUAAAUUACAGUUUCUUUAAUGUCAUGACCAUGUUCAGUCAUCAAGAUUAAUGUAUUUUCUCAGCCCUGCAAUUACAGCUAUUUGCCUUUGUUAUAUUAUCUGCAUGUAAUAUUGAACCAAUGCUGCAACUACUAUUGAUUAAAACUAAACUGAA